UCACCGAGGGUCACCUUUGAGGGUGUCAGUAGCGCGAGGGUGUCGAUGGCUCUCGCAAACUUCAAAAUUCAUUCAAAAUACCUUCCAAGCUAUAUUCGCUGUUGAUAUUUUGCAGAUGAUAUGUGCAUGCUCACGGGAAUCGACCCCGCAGGCUAUCUCGGCCGCGAAAUUUUGUGUCAGUACCCCUUUAAGUAAAUGGUCGCACAAUUGAACCACGUAUGACUGGUCAAAGGGAGAAGUAUGCGAUCAAGCAGAGCACGCAAGAAAGCUUGGAGAUUCUUUUUUUCACCUCGGUCUAAUCAGAAUGAGAAAUGAGAAGACGAAAAGAUUCCCGAGUUUCGCUGCUGAAAAGAGGAAGUCAGUCUUGAAAUGCAUUUAUUUGCAUGUCCUGCAGUCGAGAGUGCUUGUAGCGGUGUGCUGUGGUGUUAUGGGAACAGGUGGUCAUGCAGAGACAUCCGCACGAGUAUUCCGACUUUGUAUUUACUUUUGUGACCUGGACAAGACACUGUGUGCCAUAAAUGCAAGGACAGCGCGUUCACCUAUACAAGUAAGUGAGGGGCAUUAAUAUUCUGUAUGACCCGGUUUUUUAGAAUGCAAUUUCGAGCAUAAACAAAGUCACGUGUUAUUAAACAGCACCUGCAACAAUUUCUUUAAUCCGCAGCCAUUUUGCAGAACCAUCAUUUGAAUCUUACUUCAAUCAAGUCACCGAAGAAUGCGUGUUACAGCAACAACCACAAGGGCUGCGGCAACCGAGUUCAAGUUUCGCUUUGAGCCGCCCAGAACAGGCAUGCGGAGCGUGAGCGUGAUGACGAGCGUCGGGCCAACCGACAGCGACAGGUCAGCUGGGGUCACCCACCACGGCACAGCGUUCUCCUGCAAUGUCACCCCUUCACACCACGGACAAAGUAGGCUGAGAGCUCUAGAAUUUGAGGCGAAGGUUGAGCAGCGGGAAGGCUACCUCUCAUCAUCGGAUCACGGCUGGUAUCAACCCUCCAUAUUACAUCACAGCACCGUGGAGAGGAGUACGGGGGGCGCUUCGCUGCAGUUUUUGGAUUUCACGUGGGGUGCCCCUGAGCGGGCACCAGCGCGGGGCUCCUACAAAGCCCGUGUUAUGCCUGGCACCGUCGCCAAAGAUGUUGGACUCGAGACUAAGCCUUUCUCCUGGUCUUCGAGAGGACCCCUCAAGCAUCGUGAUCCGACCAUCACUCAGCAGUUCAAGCCGGCUACCGAGGCCCGAAGGGAAGGCGCGCU
This is a messenger RNA of Rhipicephalus sanguineus (brown dog tick), 1251 nucleotides long. RefSeq lists its product as uncharacterized. The annotation marks the transcript as partial. The record is from RefSeq and is a predicted model, not a curated record. Lineage: Eukaryota; Metazoa; Arthropoda; Arachnida; Ixodida; Ixodidae. The transcript has 5 exons.